This is a messenger RNA of Nymphaea colorata (pocket water lily), 1266 nucleotides long. RefSeq names its product chloroplast envelope quinone oxidoreductase homolog. Bases 107 to 1105 code for a protein of 332 amino acids. The record is from RefSeq and is a predicted model, not a curated record. The transcript is spliced from 4 exons. Gene Ontology annotation, molecular function: oxidoreductase activity. NCBI's taxonomy places the organism in Eukaryota, Viridiplantae, Streptophyta, Magnoliopsida, Nymphaeales, Nymphaeaceae.
ACAAUUGAAAUGUGCGCAUGAGCUUAGUGUUCUUGCAAUAGUGUUCCACGAGCUCUUCUUUGUUUUUUGCUUCCUCCAACAGAACCAACCUCUUUCAAGGGAGUUCAUGGCGGCCAAGACAAUGCAGGCUGUUAGAUACGAAGCUUACGGUGGUGGUUCCGCUGCCCUAAAGCAUGCGGAGAUUCCAAUACCCAUGCCGAAGCACGGCGAGGUUCUAUUGAAACUCGAAGCAACGAGCCUGAACCCAGUUGAUUGGAGGCUUCAGCAUGGCCUGUUGCGGCCGCUCCUCCCAUUCAAGUUCCCAUUCAUCCCAGGUGAAGACAUCGCCGGAGAGGUGAUUGAGGUCGGACCCGGUGUUCAAAACUUCAAGCUGGGUGAUAAAGUGGUGAGCAUGCUCGGUAUUUUGCACGGAGGUGGCCUUGCAGAGUAUGCAGUUGCAAAGGCAAACCUGACCGUGGAGAGGCCACCGGAGGUCUCAGCUGCCGAGGGUGCAGGCGUAGUCAUAGCAGGUCUUACAGCUUUACAAGCCCUGACCAAGGCAUGUGGGCUCAAGCUUGAUGCCAGCACUUACAACGUCCCACUGAACAUUCUCAUCACGGCCGCAUCCGGUGGAGUGGGUCUCUAUGCAGUCCAGCUAGCUAAGCUUGCCAAGGCGCACGUAACCGCGACGUGUGGGUCUCGCAAUCUAGGGCUGGUCAAGAGCCUAGGUGCCGACGAGGUGCUCGACUACACGACCCCGGAAGGCGCAGCACUGAAGAGCCCUUCUGGCCGGAAGUACGACGUGGUGUUGCACUGUGGUCCGACGACCCCUUGGCAUACUUUUGAGCAGGUUUUGACCGAGACCGGGACCUUGAUUGAGCUAACACCUGGUGUGGCUCACUACGUGAGCGCGUGGUUCAAAAAAUUAAUGCGUUCAAAGAAGGAAUUUGUGCCCUUUCUUAUGGUGCCCACUCGCGAGGAGCUCGAGCUUCUGAUGGGCUUGCUCAAGGAAGGGAAGGUCAAGACGGUAGUGGACUCGACCUACCCUCGAGCCAUGGCCCAUGAGGCUUGGGCUAGGAGCAUGGGCGGCCAUGCCACUGGGAAGAUCAUAGUCAUCCAUAACUAAUGAUCGAUAUAAGUGGUAAUGGAAGGCACAAUCCAAAAUAAGCCCUGUUCGAAGUAAUAAUUUGUACUAGUUUCCAAUUACUUUUACUAAGUGGUGUUGGCUAUAAAGAGUAUUGAAUAUACUCUUGAGACAAAAUAGUCAUCAAUUAACUUGAACUAAAU